GGGUUUCAACCCACCGAACCCUCUCUUUUCAUCUCGUUUACUUCUCGAUCUUCCUAUUUUUCAUUUCCAGUCUUCUAUCUUCGUCUUGUUUCCUUCAAUCUUAUGCUUUGUUUUGGUGUUUCUAGGGUUGAAUUCAGGAGACGGAGCUGAAGCUAGCCGAGCUUUUUGAUCUCUGUGUGUGUUGGUGGAUUCGUUUUGGGACAGUUGGAUUUUGAUGGAUACCAAUAAUUGGAGGCCUGCUCAGGCUGAGCCCGCCAUGGAUCUGGGCGAUUGGAGGACCCAGUUGUCCCCCGAUUCACGCCAAGGGGCUGUCAACAGGAUAAUGGACACUUUGAAGAGGCAUCUUCCUGUUUCUGGACAAGAGGGUCUGCGUGAGCUUAGGAAAAUCGCUUUAAGGUUUGAAGAAAAGAUUUAUAAAGCUGCCACGAGCCAGUCUGACUAUCUGCAGAAGAUAUCACUGAAGAUACUGACAAUGGAAACAAAAUCUCAGACUGCAAUGCCUAGUAAUCUGCCAUCGAACUCAGCUGGCAAUAGCAAAAAUCCCCCAGAUCCAGCAGAAUAUAAUAAAUUGACUACAACCCAGUGCCAAUUUGGAUUCAGGACAAGGAAAUGCGCUGACUUCAUUGCAGCAGAACAUUAAUCAAUUUCAGAGAUUGAAUUUAGAGUAAGACUCUGAGGCUGGCAAAUGGAAUCGGUUGGAAGUUGCUGCUUCAUAGAUCUACUAUGAUUUGGAAAUUUGCAAAUGUAGAAUCUAAGUAACAACUCGGUCUACGCAUGGUGUGAUUUCUGGAUAAAAUGUUAAUAUGAUGUUUGAAUGUCAAAUGUUAGAUUUGUAGUGGGAAGCUGAUAUGGAAUGUUGCAGUUUUUACUAAUCAAUCCGGAACCUGGAGAGGAAAUAUUAUGAAUCUUGAAUCAUGUUCUUCAAGCAA
Vitis riparia (riverbank grape) is the source of this 929-nucleotide messenger RNA. Its product is annotated as mediator of RNA polymerase II transcription subunit 15a-like. Gene Ontology annotation, biological process: regulation of DNA-templated transcription. Lineage: Eukaryota; Viridiplantae; Streptophyta; Magnoliopsida; Vitales; Vitaceae. The transcript is spliced from 5 exons. Bases 215 to 640 code for a protein of 141 amino acids. The record is from RefSeq and is a predicted model, not a curated record. Gene Ontology annotation, molecular function: transcription coactivator activity; chromatin DNA binding.